This is a messenger RNA of Patella vulgata (common limpet), 6028 nucleotides long. Its product is annotated as dentin sialophosphoprotein. Bases 380 to 2536 code for a protein of 718 amino acids. The transcript is spliced from 3 exons. Gene Ontology annotation, biological process: tumor necrosis factor-mediated signaling pathway; regulation of canonical NF-kappaB signal transduction; positive regulation of JNK cascade. Gene Ontology annotation, cellular component: plasma membrane signaling receptor complex. The record is from RefSeq and is a predicted model, not a curated record. Lineage: Eukaryota; Metazoa; Mollusca; Gastropoda; Patellidae. Gene Ontology annotation, molecular function: zinc ion binding.
AAAAAUCCUGACAGUGGAUUCUUGGCUCUUGACUAAAAUCGAAAUGAUGCCAGCUAGCAGCAAGAUAAUGUCAAUGUACAUUGUUCAGGAGAAAUUUUAGAAGUGGAAUUAUUCAACAGACAUGUUAACUAAAUGCAUUGUUAUUUAAUAUGUCAGAAAAAGUUAAAGAAAAAAUAUUUCAGAAUUUAUUGACGUUUUCCAAGGGAAGAUAACUGUCAGUCUGUGGACUGAGGCCUACUCGACCUAGUUAGUAGUACUGGAAGUGGAGGGUGGCUUCCAGUGUCCAAUUGGAACACUGAUGACUGAAUAACCAACUAUACGUUUCUUCUCUUGUUUAAAUGUGUUGCUCUCACAAGUGAGAGACAGGUUAAAAUUAAAGAUGUCACGCUAUGACGUGGACAAGUUUGUGCCACCACCAGAUCAAGAAUUAAUAUGCUGUAUUUGUACUAAUGUUCUGGAUGAACCUAUGGAAUGUCCAUGUAGGCAUGUGUUUUGUAAGGUCUGCAUUGAGACAUGGUUGAAUAACAAACAUAACUGUCCAACCUGCCGUAAUCGUGUUGAAAAAAAUGACUUAAAAACAGUUUUACCCUUAGUUAGAAAUAUGCUAAAUAAAUUAACACUGGCAUGUGACUUUGUAACUAAUGGCUGCAAAGAUAAGAUAACAUUAGAAAAAUAUUCUGUUCACAUUAAAAUUUGUGGAUACGAGAUAGUUGUAUGCAAAUAUCCUAAAUGUUCUCAGACAAUGCUAAGAAAGUUGAUUCAAGUACAUGAAGAACAGCAGUGUAUGUACCGAGAAAUAGCUUGCAAGAAACAGUGUGGUUUAAAGAUUCCUUUAACAGAAGUCAACAGUCAUGAUUGUUUGGAAGCUCUUAAAGCCUAUUGUGAAGCUAAAAACAAGGAGUAUGAUGUUCUACAAGCAGAAUUACUGGAACUAAAAACAAAAUAUGAUUUAUUACAACAAGAAGUGAACACAUUGAAGAAAGAGUCUAGACGCAGACAUUCGUCAUGGGAUUCAAGUUCAACUUCAAGUAGAUAUAGUGAUAUAAGUCAUUUAAGUAGGUCAUCACGAAGUGUAUCUCGUAGUCCAUCGCGUACUCCCGAUCGCAGUCUAUCCAGAAGCCCUGUCAGAUCUUUUCACAGUUCUGAUUCUUCGAUGGAUUCUUUCCCAUUACCAUAUGUAGAGAGAGCUGAACAAGAGGCCAUUUUAAACAGCAUAGCCACCAUUGACAACAGUAUUCAUGUAACAACCCCUGCAACUCCACCACAGGUUCCAUUUACAGAUUUUACAAGUACUGUUACCGUGGCUACACCACCUGAUCCUAACAGGUGUGAUUUAUGUAAUUUACAUAAUGAUUUAUGUGAUUGCCAUUUGAACCAAAAUCAACCGAAUGAAACGACCACCAGCGGUAGAUCAACCCGACUGAGGUGCAAUUCUUGUCAGCUAGACAUCGACUUGUGCGAUUGCCCUUUAAAUACAGAAAGGGAGAUAGUUCGAAUAAAUCAAAAUGCCACAUUGAAUGUUACAGGUGAUACAGAGAGCUCAUGCCAUUCUGAUAACAGUGACAGAUGCCCAAGUCGUUAUUCUAGGAGUUCUUAUCACUCAGACCAUGAUGAUAAUUCAGAUUUCUCCGAUUUUGAAAGGAGACUGUAUAGAAAUUCAAAUAAUUUUAGUGAUUCGGUAAGAAAUGAACCAUGGGAUAACAAUUCUGAAGAUCAUUCUAACCAUAGCACUGACCCGCAUAAUACGAGUAACAGAUAUGAUAGUUCAUUUAGCAGCACAAGUGUUAGUAAUAGACUAGAUCAUGAUGAAAGAAGUCAUUCUAGUCUUGAAAAUAAUAGUCACUCAAAUGAUUCUCAUCAUUCAAGAGAUUCUGAGUCAUCAGAUAUUAGCUUUACAAGACGGAGGAACAAAAGAAAAAGAUCGGAACGUUAUUCCCGUUCAAGUAGAAGUAUUACGGACAGUUCCGAUUCAGAUGAUUCGGUGGCUGGUUUUACCUCGUCUCAUAACAGAUCAUCUUCUAAAUCCAAGAAAAGACUGAGAUCGUCUGAUUCGACUCCAACAACUUCACAGACCGAUAAUACACCACCAUCACAUAAACCAUCUUCACCUCGUAGACAAGUAUCUCCUGAUGUGGAUUAUCGUAGAAGUGAUUCAGUGUUAGCCUUACGAGAAGAGCUGUUGUCUCUACGCGACUCAGAACAAUCUAGUGAUAACAGUUCAGAUAAUCGUGAUGACGAUUAUUCUUCAGAAAAUGAACAAUGUUAUGGCAUUGGAACACUGGUGCAGGUGGAUUAUGGAAAUGGACGAACAAUUUUAAAAAUAGCCCGUUCUACAAGAGAAGUAGCGGAUGAAUUUCAUAUUCCUAUCAAAAAAAGUUCUGGAUCAUCAUCUAGAUCAGCAUCUGGUGACAGACAUUCAGAUGAUAGUGAUUGUCAACCAUCAACAUCAACAACCACAGCGCCCUUGACGGGUCGUAGUCGAAAUCGGAGAAUAUCUAGUGAUUCUAAUACAUCUGAUGCUGCAAAGUCACCAUAAUAAUAUUUUUUACAUAUUAUGUUAAUACACAAAUAUUUUUCUGUGAUACUGAUAGCCUAUAUUUAAUUUCAACCAUGUUUAAUUGUUUGAAAUGCUUUAGUAGCCUAGAUAAAAACUAAUGUUUAUUUUAGCAUUUACUAUAUAUCUCGUAAUUUAACGGUAGACACAUACAUAUAUAUCAAUAUAUUAACAAUGUGCAUGGUAAUCUGUUUACCCUGUAGAAAGCUGUUAUUACAUUUGGUUAAAUUUUUAAUUGGAUCUUAGGCUAUCACUUAAUAAAACCAAUUUUUAUUUCUAUUCACUUUCAAUAAUAUAGUUUUAGCAUAUUCCUUUGUCUUUAUUUUUUUGUAUUACCAUAUUUAAAACUACUGUUUUUGGAAACUAACAGGAGUAAUCAUGUAUAAAAAAUUUGUGUGUACAGCUGACUUUAAACUAAGAAUGUGCUCUCUCCAAAUAUCAAAUACAUGUACAGUACAUACUGAUAUAUUGUAUUUCAGAACUGAACUAUAACUGUAUACUUUUUUGCACUCAUUGAGCAGGACGGAGGGCCUGACAAGGAAAGCUGUCUAGUCGUUCGGAUGGGACGAAAAACCGAGGUCCCGUGUACACAUUGGCGUGCACGUAAAAGAUCCCUUGGCAGUUGGAAUUCGAUAUAAGAGUAGGCCGAAGUGCCGCUGUCCGGGCAAAAUUUCCCUCAUAGCACACUGUAUGGCGUAUGCCCGUCUUCAUUAGCCCAGGUUAGGAGCAGAACAGUAGGACGUUAAACUCCAUUUCAUUUCAUUUCAUUGCACUCAUUGAACCAACUUAGUUACUCAUAAGACUAUUUAUUAUAUACUCUUCAAAAAAAGUAGGGAUAUUCAGAAACAAUACAAAACUGCGGAAAUGCACUGCUGUUUUUAUUAGAGGUAACCAGUGCAUGUUAAUAACAGGCCAAUUGCCUACACAUGAACAUAAACAGUUCAUAUGGGUGGCUUAUCUGAUGGCCCCAUUUCACUCGCAAAGAGAUACACUGUCAAAAGUGAAAAUGGAUGUUUUUGAUUUUUGUCUUAAUAAUGAGUAAUUGCUCCACCAAUCCUCAGGCAUUCAGCAAUUCAUUAUGACAUGCUCCUAAUCAACCGUCCAAUCAGAAUUUGGGGCAAUCUGACCCACUCCUCUUGCAGUGCCACGGCCAAUUCUUGCAGUGUUGUCGGUUGAUGUUGACGUCGACGAACACGUCUCCCGAUCAUGUCCCAGACAUGCUCUAUAGGGGAAAGGUCAGGACUCCUGGCUGGCCAAGGCAUAUGGACAAUAUGGUGAUGCUGGAGGUAGUCAUUCAUGGCACGAGCGCGGUGGGCACGGGCAUUAUCAUCUUGAAAGAUGAAACGUCGACCUGCACGUUGAGCAAAGGGCAGAACUGUCAAUGCCAGGAUGUGGUCACGGUAGUACACACCAGUGACCCUUCCUUAAACAAUUUCAAGUCCGUUCUGCCAGUCAUGACGAUUUCUCCCCACACCAUAAUCUGUCAUGCUGUCUGACCUUAACGUUAGCAUGACGCUCAUUUACACGCCUCCAAACGCAAGUACGCCUAUCGGUGAAAUCCAGAGUAAAUCUGGACUCAUCUGAGAACAUUACACGCGCCCAUCGACGAUUACCCCAAUUUCUACGCUACCUACACCAUUGACGCCUGUUUGCCAUGUGCUGGCGAGUUAAUGGAGGCACAACACGUAGUCGUCACGCAUGCAAAUGGGCAGCAUGUAGCCGAUUUCUUAUCGUUUGGGGUGUAACUCGAAUUCCUGUAACUUGGUACAAGUUUACAGAAAGCUGAUUGGCCGUUUGUCCUCAAUUUUGCAGGACCCUUGUACGAAUGUAUCGAUCCCGGGCUUGUGUAGUGGCUCUAGGACGACCUGAAGAGGUCUGUCAUCAGCAUUGUGGGUUUGUUGGUACCGGUUUGCUGAUCACAGACUGUGACACAUUAAGCAUGUUGGCUACUGCUCGCUGUGUAGAACCCAUUUGAAGCAUGUAGACGUUCAUCAUAUUGAAGACGUCUCAUUGCAAAUUAAACAUAACACACUAAAGCAAAGAUACACUAAACAGUAAAUCUGAUGCAAGAACCGAUAGGAAAGCAAACAUGGAUAGAAUUAACCGGCACACGGCAGUUUUCAUCAACCCUUCCUUGAAGUGUCAAAUUUUACAAUGAACCCCUCCCACGUGUAUGGCACUAUUGUGUGGUGCAUGUGCAGCUCAGUGGUUCUGUUGGGGAGAUAAGUUCUUCAUCUGUGAACAUACUCUCAAAGCAUGCCAAGUGUCCAUGACUAUUUAUCAUAUCUCAACCUGCAUAGGUAUUUGCAUCUGAAUAUCCCCUUCUUUUUUUUUGAAGAGUAUAUAUACAGUAAAGCAAAUAUAACCAGAUACAAGGUCUGUAAAGGAGCAGGAUCACAUGUCUAGUAGGGCACUACUCUUAAAAGUGGGGAGCCACGGUGACUCAGAGAGUAUGGACCUUGCGGCCGUGGGUUUCCUCCCACUGCGAAAAACCUAUAUGCACAAGUGAAUUAUUGAAAAAAAAUUAAACCAUGUUAGUCCUGAAAUGACCUAGUUUGUGUCCAGUGGACAAUCUCUCAGACUUGAGUUGUUUUGAUGGAUCAGAUGACCUAAUAUUUAAGCCUACCUGACUAUCAGAAAUACAUGUACUGUAAAAUUCCUGUCUUUACCCUUUUCAUAGAGAGCACAUAGCAUGUUGUUGCCUGGCAGUGUUACAUAGUAGAAAAUGUGUUUGUAAAUAAUGAGCUUCAUUCAGUUUAUUGCUAUACAACAAUACACAAAGAUAUUUUUGUCAAAAUCAAUGAGAGUUGUGUGUGUUCUAUCAAAAUGUCUGCUAAAUAUGGUCUCUUGGCAUCAGUUCAUUAGUGCUAAAUUAAUAUGUUAAGACAUAUCUUGAUUGUGAUUUAGUUUGUUUAUUUUAUUGGAUAAAGAGUGAUAAUAUAAUGUAUAUGAAACAAGUUUUCUAGUAUUUAAUGACUGAUAUUUUAACACAAAUUAGCUGGGUAUGACUUAAUAUAACUUUCUCAUUAUAUCUGAACAAGUACAUUAUCAGACAAACAAAGCACUUGCAUCAAUGUACUAUAAUCAUGUAUCCUAUAUCCAUACACAAUAUCGUCGGUGAAGUGUCAAAAGGGUGUAUCUAAGAAUUUCUAAAGAUUAAGAAAUAGAACCUUUUGCAUUUCAAAAUUUCCACAAAUACAACAUUUUUUGGACACAUGAUACCCAGAAUAGUUCUAAUUGGCAUAGAGAUACACAGCUUAGAAAGAAAUGUGCAUAUUAAUUGGGAGAUUUUAAAAAUGCAAAAAAGUGUAUUUGACUAAUUUCCCCCGAGAUACACCCUUUUGACACUUCACCUACGAUAUGCUUUAUUUUAUGUGUUUAGAAGAUAAAAGAAAAUCAUUAUCGUUUCAUUAGUUCAUGGAUGUUUGGUCUAACCUACAGUAAUAUAUUUCUAAAAAUACUGUAUAACAAAAA